AUGACACCCUCGGCCGUGCAAAAUGCGCCGCCCCCUUCACCAGGCAGGUCGUCAUCCGGCGGCCCAGGAACAAGCAAGCACACCAACCCGCCAUGCGCGAUGCUCCGCGUCAGCGGCACGCGCAUCGUCGACCCCUCCGGGGACGAGGUCGUCCUCAAGGGCGCGGGGCUAGGCGGCAUGCUCAACAUGGAGAACUUCAUCACGGGCUACUCGGGGCACGAGCACGAGCACCGCGCCGCGCUGGCCGAGGUGCUCGGGCAGGAAAAGGCCGACUUCUACUUCUCGCGCCUGCUGCACCACUUCUUCGGCGAGGCCGACGCCGCGCUGCUGGCCUCGCUGGGGCUCAACUGCCUCCGCGUGCCCUUCAACUACCGCCACUUCAUGGACGACGACAACCCGGGCGUCAUCAAGGCCUCCGGGUUCCGGCUGCUCGACCGGAUCGUCGACAUCUGCGGCCGGCACAACAUCUACGUGGUGCUGGACCUGCACGCGGUCCCCGGCGGCCAGAACCAGGACUGGCACAGCGACUCGGGCCUCAGCCGCGCGCUGUUCUGGGAGUUCCGCGACUUCCAGGACCGCGCGGUGCAGCUGUGGACGGCGAUCGCGGCGCACUACGCCGGGAACCCCGUCGUCGCGGGCUACAACCCGCUCAACGAGCCGGCGGACCCCCGGCACACGCGGCUGAUCGCGUGGUACGAGCGCGUCGAGGCGGCCAUCCGUGCCGUCGACCCGGACCACAUGCUCUUCCUCGACGGCAACACGUACGCCAUGGACUUCUCGGCCUUUGACCCGGCGCGCACGCUGCCCAACGCCGUGUACAGCGUCCACGACUACAGCACGCUCGGGUUCCCCCUGCCGGAGCAGUACGAGGCCACGGACGCGCAGAGGGCCCGGCUGCGCGCCAGCUUCGCCCGCAAGGCGCGCUUCAUGCGCGAGGCCGGCGUGCCCGUGUGGAACGGCGAGUUCGGCCCCGUGUACCAGGACCCGCGGACGAACCCCGACGCCGCCGCCGCCGCCAACGCCAAGCGCUUCGCCCUGCUGCGCGAGCAGCUCGCCGUGUACCGCGAGUGCGGCGGCGUCUCGUGGAGCAUCUGGCUGUACAAGGACGUCGGCUACCAGGGCAUGGUGUACCUCGACCCGGAGAGCGCGCACAUGCGCCUCGUGCGGCCCUUCAUCGACAAGAAGCAGCGCCUGGGCCUGGACUUUUGGGCCUGCGCCGACAAGUCCCUCGUCGACGCGCAGGUGUACCGGCCGCUCAUUGACAAGCUCAGGGACAUGGUGCCCGAGCACCUGCGGCGGAAAAAGUACCCCAAGACGUGGACCUUUGACAGGCAGGUGGAGCGCGUGGUGAGGGAGUGCCUCAUGAGCGAGUACCUCGGGUGGGAGCUGGCCGAGGCCUUUGCCGGCAAGACGGAGGACGAGCUGGAGGAGCUGGCGGCCAGCUUUUCCCUGGACAAGUGCUUGCGGCGCGACGAGCUGAACUGGAUCCUGCAGCUGGACACGCGGGGGGAGCUUUGA
Metarhizium brunneum ARSEF 3297 is the source of this 1518-nucleotide messenger RNA. It is a transcript of the gene Xyl5, whose product is annotated as Beta-xylosidase. Gene Ontology annotation, molecular function: beta-glucosidase activity. Lineage: Eukaryota; Fungi; Ascomycota; Sordariomycetes; Hypocreales; Clavicipitaceae. The record is from RefSeq and is a predicted model, not a curated record. Gene Ontology annotation, biological process: glucan catabolic process. Gene Ontology annotation, cellular component: extracellular region; cell surface.